This is a messenger RNA of Penicillium daleae, 1611 nucleotides long. RefSeq names its product cycloheximide resistance protein. Lineage: Eukaryota; Fungi; Ascomycota; Eurotiomycetes; Eurotiales; Aspergillaceae. The transcript is spliced from 7 exons. The coding region runs from base 1 to 1611 and encodes 536 amino acids. The record is from RefSeq and is a predicted model, not a curated record. Gene Ontology annotation, biological process: transmembrane transport. Gene Ontology annotation, molecular function: transmembrane transporter activity.
AUGCCGCUCGGUAUUCUAGAUGACGACAAGCUCGAACACAUCCCGGGAACAGCCCCCCUCAAUGGUCUUGACAGCACCAAUGCGUAUACAGGGGUUGAUCCCGGCCUUUUGAAACAUGAUCCUACGGGUCAGAUUGUUCUGGUUCCUCAGCCAUCCGAGUCUCCCAACGAUCCGUACAACUGGCCUCGAAUGAAGAAAGAGCUCUUCACCCUCACCUUUGCAUGGGGUUGUGGAUGUGUCGGAGCUGUCGGCCCAUUGCUCGGAGGAGCAUUCGUCCCUCUCGCGAAGGAAUUCGGCGUCUCGCUUUCAACAUUUAUAUCUGCCGUCCAGGGUGGUACAAUCGCCGCUAUCGCUGUGGGAAGUCUAAUUUUCAACUCCCUGGCGGUGAAAUAUGGCAAGCGUCCAGUCUAUCUUGGAACAACAAUCGGUUUGAUGGUUUCAUGCUUCUGGGCAGCCGAGGCAGGAAGCUUCCAUUCUUUUGUUGCAGCUCGUGUGGUAUGUGGGCUUUGCAUGGCGCCUAUGGAGGCUUUGGUUCCGGCAUCUAUUGCCGAUAUAUGGUUCGUGCAUGAGCGUGGAUUCCGCACGGCUAUCUUCAAUUUAGGCGUUCUUGGUGGAAUCAAUCUCGCUGUGCCAAUCGCUGCCGCAAUCAUCGAGUACAGUUCCUAUCGAAUCGCCCUGCACGCUAUGGGUGGUGCCUUUGGUCUGGCACUUAUCAUGAUCUUCUUCUGGAUGCCUGAGUCAGCGUACGCGCGAGAAGCUUUGAACAUCGACACUGGUGACACAAACGUUGUGGUCGAAGGAAAAGGGACUUUAGAACAGCUCGAACACACUCCCAGCGCCGGAAUUCAGCAAUCCGAGCCGCGAACAUCAUAUACAAAGGAACUGCUUCCAUACAGUGGUUAUGUUAACCAUGUCUCCUUCUGGAAUACCAUUAUCAGGCCAUUCUAUCUGGUAGCAUCGCCACCUGUUCUAUGGGCGAUACUUCUUUUCACUACGUGCAUCUCGUGGCUUGUUGGUAUCUCUCUCACUCUGUCCCAAAUCUUCUCGGCACCGCCAUACAACUUUUCCGUUGUGGGUGUCGGUGCGACGAACUUGUCUUCGUUUGUUGCAUCAGUGCUUGGUACUCUGACUGCUGGUCCUCUGAUUGACGGAUUGGCGACGCGAAUGUCGAAGAUGAAUGGGGGAAUAUUCGAGCCGGAAUUCCGUCUGCCCAUCAUGGUGACCUAUCUAUUGUUCACGUCUACAGGCUUCUUUGCUUGGGGUCAAUCCUCGUAUGUGCAAGACCCGUGGCCCGUCCCCGUGAUUGUGUGCUUGGGCUUGAUCAAUUUCGGCGUCCAGUUGGGCACUACAGGCGUAGUCACAUACGUUGUUGACUGCCAUCGUGAGAAAGCUGGUGAAGCUUUUGCUGCAAUGAACUUCAUCAAGAAUCUCUUUGCGUUCGGCUUGUCAUUUUACAUCAAUGAUUGGAUUGACCAGCAAGGAGUUCGCGACUGUUUCUUCACCAUUGGCGGAAUCACCAUGGGUGUCACCCUCUUCACUAUUCCUAUGUAUAUCUUUGGCAAGCGAGCUCGAAGCUGGGUGCAUAGACACGGGAUUGCGGAUCGCCUGUAA